GAGAUCGCUAGUUCCAAAUAUCUGCGGCACACGGCAAAAGUGCCUCAGGGGAAUAGUGCAGAGAUGGGAACUAUUUCAGCGAUUUGUUUUCUUGCUAUAUGUGUUCUUCAAAGUGUAUCCUGCGAUGAGCUCUUGGUGAAAGUAGCACAGGGAUGGCUAUCUGGUGAGGAGUUAGUAACAGUCACAGGGGAUUCAAUAUAUUUCAGCUUUAAAGGUAUCCCUUACGCCAAGCCACCUGUCGGCGAACUCAGAUUCAAGGCACCGCAAGCACCAGAACCAUGGGAGGGAGUCAGAAAUGCUUCAACUCACGGAGCAGUUUGUCCUCAAGUUGAUUUAUUGAACAACAUAUACAUCCCCGGAGAUGAAGACUGCCUUUUCUUAAAUGUCUACACCCCCAAUAUGAAACCAAAAAAACCUCUUCCAGUUAUGUUCUUCAUUCAUGGAGGCGUGUUAAAAUUCGGUUCUGGAAAUGAUGAUUUAUACGGACCCGAUUUCAUUGUUCCGAAUGGUGUUGUUCUCGUUACAAUCAACUACAGACUGGAUACAUUAGGGUUCCUUAACUUAGGAACAAAAGAUGUAUCUGGAAACGCAGGAUUGAAAGAUCAAGUGCUAGCGCUUAAAUGGGUGCAAAAGAACAUUCAUUUAUUCGGUGGCGAUGCUAAGAGCGUUACCAUCUUUGGAGAAAGUGGAGGCGGUACUUCGGUUGGUCAUCACUUACUUUCACCAAUGUCCAAAGGUUUAUUCAAUAGAGCUAUAUUACAAAGUGGAGUUCCAGACAUAGACUGUUUUGUAGAACACAAAUCCAUAGAACGAGCACAUGUGCUUGCUGAGUCAUUUGAUGAAACCAUGCGAACUAAGAAUAAGGAUGACAUUCUCGCCUUUUUACAAACUGUGCCAGUUAGAUCUUUGCUCAAUACCACCAGUUAUGUCGCUGCUGCUGAAGAGAUUACUCAAGUUCUAUUCAAAUUUACUCCAUUCACACCGGUAAUCGAAGGUGAUUAUGGACAAGAGAGGUUCAUAACUAAAGACCCUUAUGAAUCACUUGACCUUGGCGAAGUAAAUACGGCAGAUGUUAUGAUGGGUUAUAAUUCGAAUGAAGCUUUGAUUAUGAUUCCAUUUUACGUAUCUAAACCGUUUAGAUACAUAAACCGUUACAAAACUUACCCAGAGAUGUUAGUUCCCAGCAAAAUAUUAAUUAAAUAUCCUAUUGAUGUUAAUUUAGCUGUUGCUAAGUCUAUAAGAGAGUUCUAUUUUGGCGAUAAAGAUAUUAGCGAAGAAAAUAUGGCUGAGUUUGUAACCUUUAACAGUUUCGUCAGCUUGGUAUAUGACGUGCAUAGGUUCAUCAGAAGAUGGCCUAAAGUUGGAAAAGUAUUUUUCUAUCAGUUUUCUAUUAGAACUAGUAGGAGUAUGUACAGCGAGAAUAACUAUGGAAUUGAUGGAGUGGCGCACUUUGAAGAACUGUUCCAUGAGUUCGAUCCAAAAAUGUUAAACUUCACUCUAACCAAAGAUAGCGAGGAAUAUAGACUGGUGCAAAUCUUCCCGAAAAUAGUUACUAACUUUGCUAAGUUCGGCAAUCCGACUCCUGACUCCUCGUUUGGCAUCCAGUGGCCUCAGUUCGACACGAAGAGCUUGGCCUACGUGAACAUCGACGCCAACCUCACCGUGGGCUACAAUCCCGACGAGGAACACGUCCGCUUCUGGAAGAAGAUCUACGAUACCGUUGGCCUGAAGUUCUAAUUUAAAACGAGCAUUGAAAUAAACUUAUUUUUCACUGGUU
Trichoplusia ni (cabbage looper) is the source of this 1777-nucleotide messenger RNA. Its product is annotated as esterase E4-like. The record is from RefSeq and is a predicted model, not a curated record. The transcript is spliced from 4 exons. Lineage: Eukaryota; Metazoa; Arthropoda; Insecta; Lepidoptera; Noctuidae. Bases 64 to 1737 code for a protein of 557 amino acids.